Messenger RNA from Cariama cristata (Red-legged seriema), 534 nucleotides. RefSeq names its product geranylgeranyl transferase type-1 subunit beta-like. The annotation marks the transcript as partial. The transcript has 5 exons. Lineage: Eukaryota; Metazoa; Chordata; Aves; Cariamiformes; Cariamidae. Gene Ontology annotation, biological process: protein geranylgeranylation. Gene Ontology annotation, cellular component: CAAX-protein geranylgeranyltransferase complex. The record is from RefSeq and is a predicted model, not a curated record. Gene Ontology annotation, molecular function: CAAX-protein geranylgeranyltransferase activity.
AUGGUAGCACGUGUUCAUGGAAGGAAACGAGCUGUGGGCAAGAAGGAUGUUCAGCAUGCUAGGUUGACAAUUGCAUUUUUCGCACUCUCUGGUCUGGAUAUGUUGGAUUCCUUAGAUGUGGUGAACAAAGAUGAUAUAAUAGAAUGGAUUUAUUCCCUGCAGGUCCUUCCCACAGAAGACAGAUCAAACUUGAAUCGCUGUGGAUUCAGAGGCUCUUCGUAUUUAGGGAUGCCAUUCAAUCCCUCCAAGGGUCCAGGUAUAUCUCAUCCCUAUGAUAGUGGGCACAUAGCAAUGACUUACACAGGUCUGUCAUGUCUGGUUAUUCUUGGGGAUGAUCUACGUCGAGUAAAUAAAGAUGCCGUACUGGCAGGACUGAGAGCUCUCCAGCUGGAAGAUGGAAGUUUCUGUGCAGUGCUGGAAGGAAGCGAGAAUGAUAUGAGGUUUGUGUACUGUGCUUCCUGCAUCUGCUACAUGCUUGAUAACUGGUCAGGCAUGGAUAUGAAAAAAGCUAUAGACUACAUCAGGAGAAGUAUG